Leptinotarsa decemlineata (Colorado potato beetle) is the source of this 1117-nucleotide messenger RNA. RefSeq names its product tetratricopeptide repeat protein 19, mitochondrial. Gene Ontology annotation, molecular function: protein binding. The record is from RefSeq and is a predicted model, not a curated record. Gene Ontology annotation, biological process: mitochondrial respiratory chain complex III assembly. NCBI's taxonomy places the organism in Eukaryota, Metazoa, Arthropoda, Insecta, Coleoptera, Chrysomelidae. Gene Ontology annotation, cellular component: mitochondrial inner membrane.
AAUUGACAAUCAUGUCACUCCCAAAAUGAUUCCACGUCACUAAUUCAAAAUUUUUGUUAAACCAUUUUCAUGAUUUCACUUUUCAAAACAAUAACAAGGUUAAUAUCAUCGCCUCGAAGCACUAAUAAACGAAAAAUACAAUUACUUUACAAAUCCCUCUUCAAAUUCCAUCCAUCCCCACUGUGUAAACCCGCAUUAGCAUUGCUGUGCUGCCCUGUGAGUGUCGCAUCAAAAAAUCUUCCUGUUACCCAAGUAAGUGAAUGGGACGUGGAAGAGAACAUUGGUCAUCUGAUGACGCUGGCAAGAAUUGCUUUGGAACGAGGAGAAGUGGAGAAGGCAGAGGCUAUUUUAGAAAUGGGGAUAAAAAUAUGUGAGGAGUACCAGUCCUAUAUGAUCAUGCCAUACAUGUACGAUAUAUUAGCAUCAAUCGCUUUUGCAACGGGCAAUUUGAGAAGAGCGGAAAUUUUGUUGGUGAAUGUAAUCGAAAAAAUGGUGCAGUUGGGAACACCCGAGAGCGAUAGCCUACUGGUUGACUUCAAACUACGCCUAACCAGAAUAUAUAGCGUUCACAACGAAGAUACUCUGGCAGAAAUAGGUUUCAAGAACUGCCUUGACCUACAGAAAUCCAAAAUACUAGAUGGAGAUACGUCAACUAGAACAGGGAUGCUUUAUGUGAACUGUCUCUUCUGGUAUGGUCUACAUAAAAUCAAAUGUUCAGAUUACAACUCUGCAAAACAUCUCAUAGACUCUGCAUAUAGCUUUUCCAUGAAAGUAAAAGGUUUGAGCCCCUAUCAAGAAAUGGUGAUUCUGGGUACUUUAGCUGAAUUGAAUACACAACUGGGAGAUUAUGAUAUUGCCCUGCAAAAUAUAUACAGCGCAAUACUUCUCGGGAAAGGUAUAGGAAGUUUGGACCUGCCAAAAUUUUAUUUGAAGCUUGGUAAGAUUUAUAUCAAGUUAGGUGCUGAUAGUACAGCCGAGCAAUGGUUGAAUGAAGCUCGCACGCUUGCUGAGCUAUUUGACGAUAAAGAAGUUAUUGAAGAAGUUAAUUCCAUCUUGAAACCAACUACUAGUCAAAGGUCAUUUUUUGGAUUCAAUAAAAACUAAAAAUUUACAAACA